UCUAAUCGGAUGUGAGGGUGAUCUGGCUGCGACAUCUAUCGCCCCAUUGAUCACCAGGGUUGAUUCGGCUGAUCUGGCUGGCUAGGCGAGUGUCCCCUUCCUCCCUCACUGCUCCAUGUGCAUCCCUCCCGAAGCUGCGCACUUGGUGGAAGAGGACGACCAUCCCAGAUAGAAGGAGUGUACCGUUCUUCGGUCAAGGGUUUUGAUAUGAUUCUUCUAAUCAUGUCAAAACAAAAUGGGGAUAUUAUAAAAUAAAGUAAUUCAGAUUGAUUCUGUGCUUGGCUCCUUAUUGAUUCUCCUUUUUUCUAAAGCAGGUAAUGAGCAGCAGAGUAAGAACUAUGAGGAGCCACCUGCGACAUCAAUGGAAAUUGUGGAGCCUUUCAUGGAAAAAGAGGAGUUUGGAAAUCAAAAGGAACUGAAAAGAAAAAGGGGAAACCAAACGAAAAACGGGAAGAACAACUCCGCCUCUCAGGAUGACGAACUUUCUGAACAUGUGACUUCAGGCUCAGAUCAAGAAGAGUGUCCUGUCUGUGGGAGAAUAUGCAAGUGUAACUCACAAUUAAACACACACUUCAACGUUCCCACAGGAGAGAGACCAUAUAAAUGCAUGGAAUGUGGAAAGAUCUUCAGUCAGAGUGGAAAUCUACAUGCACAUCAAAGAACCCACACAGGGGAGAAACUGUACAAUUGCAUGAAAUGUGGGAAGAGCUUCAGUUGGUGUGGAAAUCUACAAUCACAUGAAAGAACCCACACAGGAGAUAAACCAUAUAAAUGCAUUGAAUGCGCAAAGAGCUUCAGUCAGAGUGGACAUCUACGUCUACAUCAAAGAACCCACACAGGGGAGAAGCCAUACAAAUGCACGGAUUGUGGGAAGAGCUUCAGUCGGAGUGGAAAUCUCAGUUCCCAUCAGAGGACCCACACAGGGGAAAAACCAUAUAAAUGCAUGGAAUGUGGACGGAGCUUCAAUAAGAGUGAUAGUCUACGUUCACAUCAAAGAUCGCAUACAGGAGAUAAGCCAUAUAAAUGCAUGGAAUGUGGAAAGAGCUUCGGUUGGAGUGGAACCCUACGUUCACAUCAAAGAAGCCACAC
Messenger RNA from Sceloporus undulatus (fence lizard), 1089 nucleotides. Its product is annotated as zinc finger protein 239-like. The annotation marks the transcript as partial. Gene Ontology annotation, cellular component: nucleus. The record is from RefSeq and is a predicted model, not a curated record. Gene Ontology annotation, biological process: regulation of transcription by RNA polymerase II. The transcript has a single exon. Lineage: Eukaryota; Metazoa; Chordata; Lepidosauria; Squamata; Phrynosomatidae. Gene Ontology annotation, molecular function: DNA-binding transcription activator activity, RNA polymerase II-specific; RNA polymerase II cis-regulatory region sequence-specific DNA binding.